AUGCAAAAUUUUCAAAAUUAUUCAUUAUCUUCCAGUAAUGGAAGAUAUAUUGUUAUUGAUAAUAAACAAAGUUUUCCUCGUUAUGCUUCCAAUGAUUCUGGUGUUAGUUUUGGUGAUAGCGAUAAUGAAAGUAUUAUUUCCGAUGAAUAUGAAUUUAAUAAUGAACAAAAUUCUUCGGCUUCAACAAUAACAAUUACUAAUGAUGCUCAUCUAGCAUCAACUAUACAUGAUGAUGAUAAAAAAUUCUUUUGUGAAAAUACAGCUUGGGCUUGGCAUGGCGAAUUUGGUCGAUUAAUCAUGGCUACAGCUAUGACAUAUAAUAUUGACUAUCGUCUUAUGCUUUAUGAUGCCCGUUCAAAAUGUCCUCGUGCAUUAGAUGCACAAUAUUCCAUGAUACAAUUAGAUAAUGCUAAAGCCCAAUUUAAAUGUGAAAAAUGUGAACAUUGUUGGACAUCAAUGCGAGCUCGUUGUUCAUUUUAUAUUUCGAAACCAAAUGAAGGUGGAAUUAUUCUAUUAAAACUUUUCACACAACAAUGUGAAAAUUGUUAUUCAAUUGUACAUCCAUUAUGGUAUUAUGAUGAAAUUUGUCGUGUUAUGAAAAAUUUAGCAUAUACUAUUUUUGAAAAAUUUUUUCCUGAUUCAUUUCAUUCGAUCUAUUGGGAUUUAACACAUAAUGGAAUAAGACCAAUUCGACGUUUAUUACAACGAAAAGGUAAUAUGCGUGGUCAACAUAAUCCUUCUUUAUGUGAAGCAUGCCAUCUUGGUGUUUGUUAUUAA
Messenger RNA from Adineta steineri, 777 nucleotides. NCBI's taxonomy places the organism in Eukaryota, Metazoa, Rotifera, Eurotatoria, Adinetida, Adinetidae. The record is from the annotation of a GenBank genome assembly.